GCACGCACGCCCGCGCGCCGCUCCGGCUCCACACAGCAGGUUCCCACCGCGGCACGCGCACGGACACACUCAAAGGGGGGACCAGGGACACGAGGGGGGCCCAGAAUGUUGACCAUACUGACAGCCAUGUACCUGGUGGUGAGGGCGGUGUCCUCGCAGCUGGACCCCAUCAAAGUCCUGGUGACCGGCGCUGCGGGCCAGAUCGCCUACUCCCUGCUGUAUAGCAUCGCCAACGGAGAUGUCUUUGGCAAAGAUCAGCCCAUCAUCCUGGUUCUGCUGGACAUCCCACCCAUGCUGCCGGUGCUGGAUGGCGUGGUUAUGGAACUACAGGAUUGCGCUCUUCCGCUGCUGAGGGAGGUCAUUCCAACAGAUAAGGUGGAAGUGGGCUUCAAAGAUUUGGAUGCUGCCAUUCUGGUGGGCUCGAUGCCCAGGAAGGAGGGCAUGGAGAGGAAAGACCUCCUGAAAGCCAAUGUGGCCAUCUUCAAGACCCAGGGAGCUGCCUUGGACAAGUAUGCGAAGAAGACUGUCAAGGUCCUGGUGGUAGGAAACCCUGCAAAUACCAACUGCUUGAUUGCUGCCAAGUCUGCCCCUUCUAUUCCUAAGGAGAACUUCUCUUGCCUGACCCGUCUGGACCACAACAGGGCCCGUUCACAGGUGGCCAUGCGUGUGGGGGUGCCAUCAGAUUGUGUGAAAGAUGUCGUCAUCUGGGGCAACCACUCCUCCACCCAGUAUCCCGAUGUGCACCAUGCCAAGGUGCAGAUGCAGGGUAAGGAGGUGCCUGUUUUCGAUGCAGUGAAGGACGAUGCCUGGCUCAAGGGGGACUUCAUCACUACCGUGCAGCAACGUGGGGCUGCAGUCAUCAAGGCCAGGAAGCUCUCCAGCGCCAUGUCAGCUGCCAAGGCCAUUUGUGACCACAUGAGAGACAUCUGGUUUGGCACUCCUGAGGGUGAGUUCAUUUCCAUGGGAAUCUACUCCUCUGGGAAUUCUUAUGGGGUUCCAGAUGACCUCAUCUUUUCCUUCCCUCUCACAAUCAAGAACAAGACCUGGAAAAUUGUUGAUGGGCUUGAGAUCAACGACUUCUCCCGUGGGAAGAUGGAUGCCACAGCAGCUGAGCUAGUGGAGGAGAGAGAUACAGCCAUCUCCUUCCUCAGUGUCUGACUAGAGCCGGGGCAGCAGAACUCGGAUACCCAAAAACCUCCCGAGUCCCGUCUUUAAAAUAGAAAAAAGCCUCCCAACAAUACUGUACAUGUCAAAUGUCAUUUUUGUCAAGCAAUACAAGUAAUAGUGUAACCAAGUAAUUGAACAAGCCUUUGUCAAAAGACAGAUGGGUAUUUUUUAGCUGUCAUAGCACAGUAGAUGAUAGUUGUAACAGUUACCCAUUCAGUUCAACAAUAAAACAGCUGAAAGUUUAAAAACAUGUUGUGCAUU
This is a messenger RNA of Scleropages formosus (Asian bonytongue), 1428 nucleotides long. Its product is annotated as malate dehydrogenase, cytoplasmic-like. Lineage: Eukaryota; Metazoa; Chordata; Actinopteri; Osteoglossiformes; Osteoglossidae. The transcript has 9 exons. Gene Ontology annotation, molecular function: L-malate dehydrogenase (NAD+) activity. Bases 106 to 1158 code for a protein of 350 amino acids. Gene Ontology annotation, biological process: malate metabolic process. The record is from RefSeq and is a predicted model, not a curated record.